AUGGCCGCAGACCGUUUAAGCUCCAUCCUGAGCCACCUCAAGGGCUCCGGAAGUGGACUCAACGCUAUUACCCAGAAGAACCCCGACGAUGUUGUUAUCACACUUUCUCUGCGCACACCUUUGACUAAGGCUCGCAAGGGUGGAUUCAAGGACACCGAGUUGGACUACAUGGUAUAUGCGCUGCUGAAGGAGACUCUCUCCAGGUCGAAGAUUGACCCCGCCCUGAUUGAGGAUGUGUGCCUUGGUAAUGUCAAUGAGGCCAAGGCCGCCUAUAUGGUCCGCGCUGCGUCGCUGGCUGCUGGAAUUCCUUACACCGCCGGUGCCUCAUCAGUGAACCGAUUCUGCUCGUCUGGUCUCAAGGCUGUGCAGGAUAUUGCCAACCAGAUCUCCAUGGGGUCUAUCGAGAUCGGUAUCGCCAUGGGUGCUGAGCUCAUGUCCGGCCCUGGUGACCGUCUCGACCAGCCCUUCAACGAGGAGGUCCUCCGUAACCAGGAGGCUGCCGACUGCAUGCAGCCCAUGGGUCAGACCUCGGAGAAUGUUGGCAAGGACUUUGGUAUCACCCGUGAGCAGCAGGACCGAUACGCCGCGGAGUCGUUCCGCCGUGCCGAGGCUGCUCAGAAGGCCGGUUGGUUCGAUGAUGAGAUCGCCCCUAUCACCACCAAGGUCAAGGACCCCAAGACCGGUGAGGUGCACCAGGUCACUCUGACUCGGGAUGACGGUAUUCGUCCCGGAACCACCUUUGAGUCUCUGUCGAAGAUUCGCCCUGCCUUCCCUCAAUUCGGUGAUCGGUCCACCGGUGGAAACUCCAGCCAGGUUACCGACGGUGCCGCUGCUGUUCUCUUGAUGAAGCGCUCCAAGGCCAUUGAGCUCAACCAGCCCAUCCUGGCCAAGUUCUGCGGCGCCACCGUCGCCGGUGUGCCUCCCCGCGUGAUGGGUAUCGGCCCCACCGCUGCCAUCCCCAAGUUGCUCAGCAAGUUUAACCUUGACAAGAGCGACAUUGACAUCUUCGAGAUCAACGAGGCCUUUGCCUCGAUGGCUGUCUACUGUGUCCAGAACCUGGGCCUGGACCACGCCAAGGUCAACCCGCGCGGUGGUGCCAUCGCUCUGGGCCACCCGCUCGGAGCCACCGGUGCUCGUCAGAUCGCCACCGUGCUGAGUGAGGCUCGCCGGACGAAGAAGAAGGUUUUGGUGACCAGCAUGUGCAUUGGUACUGGCCAGGGUAUGGCUGGUUUGUUUGUCAACGAGCAGUUGUAA
Penicillium oxalicum is the source of this 1254-nucleotide messenger RNA. It is a transcript of the gene kat1, whose product is annotated as putative 3-ketoacyl-CoA ketothiolase (Kat1). Gene Ontology annotation, molecular function: acetyl-CoA C-acyltransferase activity. The transcript has 4 exons. Gene Ontology annotation, biological process: fatty acid beta-oxidation; phenylacetate catabolic process. NCBI's taxonomy places the organism in Eukaryota, Fungi, Ascomycota, Eurotiomycetes, Eurotiales, Aspergillaceae. Gene Ontology annotation, cellular component: peroxisome. The record is from RefSeq and is a predicted model, not a curated record. Bases 1 to 1254 code for a protein of 417 amino acids.